AUGAAGACGUUAUGGGUAUUGGUUGCAUUGGCAGGAGUUUCGUUAGCCGAUUUGCCAUCAUGUGAACGAGCACGAUGUAGCCACUGUGAGGUGAAAUUCAUAGCAAAAGUAUGUAAAAAGACUUGCGACGCCUGUCCGCAGACGAUUACGGAAGUGAACUUGGAGCCCAGAGAAGUGCGUUUCCAGCAGCCCUACCACUAUGCACAAUAUGCUGCUCCUCAGACUGGCCAAGUUCCGGUAGUCCAGUAUCCACAGCAGCAACCGUUCCCGGGUGUGUCGACGUUGGCACCACUUCUGCCAGCAUUACGACCAACCGAAAUCAACAGCAAUCUUGCAAGUCAACCCGCUGAUUUAGCUCAGCCGCUACCCGAAUACGGCAGGAGUACUCAGAUUCAGAGUGGAUUCCAAUUACAACAGCCACCAACUCAAUACCAAAGUUCGGCAGCUGCACCAACACCGUACUACAACACAAAUCAAAACCCCUUCCCAUCCACCUCAUUCUCACAGCCAACAUAUCAACCAGCACAACAAAGUCAGAGCUCAGUACAGUACCCUCAACAGCAACCAACAUCUCCGUUACUGAAUCCUUUCCAACCUUUCAUGCAGCAGGUGGGUGCCGGCAGUGCGCAAUCUUUACUGGAUCCAUUUGGUCUCUUCAACCUAGGAGCUCUAGCACCGGUAACACCAGCUCCGAACCCGUUCGCACCACCACAGACCGGUUUUGGAUCAUCAGCAUUGACCAAUCAACAACCAUUACAACAGCCAACGUUAGCCCAACAACAGCCAUCACAGGGAUCGUACUUAGACCAAACUCAGCAGCUUCAAUAUGAUCAACAACGUCAAGUUAACUAUAACUACAACACACAGACCUACCCCGGUCAACAGCAACAGGUCCCUGCUGUUCAACAACAACAACAACGACUUCAAAAUGUCUACGGACAACAAAACACCAACUACAAUGCCCAGCAGCAACAACAACAGAGAGGCUCACAGCAAGUCAACCAACAAGCACUACCACAGUACCGAGUCAAUCAACCACAACUUCAACAGCAACGUUUGCAAGUACAGGGAAGUAACGCCCUUCCACGAUUGCCUUCCUCACCAAGCAUAGAUGCUCCACCAAUCAAUGUGCAGAAGUAUGUGGACGGUAAGGGCUCUGUACCUCAACCCCCGCCACAGCAGUGUCCCCGACAACCCGGAUGGGCACCUUGUAUUACAAAGCAGCAGGCGAAUGAGCGAUUUACCAAUUGUUGUGCUCGACUUGGAGACGGAUGUACACCACUUUGCAACUACGAUGCUCCCUUGGCUACGAUGCAACUGGCCGUUUUGACCGGUCGAUGUCCACUUAAUAAAAUGGCCGACAUUAUGGUUUGUGCUUCCGGUUAUGAGGAUGCCACUGCUUGCUGUGAAGCGUACAAUGUAUUCGAACCUGGCUAUGAACAAUGCCGACCAUACUGUAAUCCAGCUGCUGGUCUUCCACAAGGAGGACUACUUUCGGAGAAAUACAAAUGUCUUGCAAAACUGUCACAUAUCCAGCAAUGCUUCUAUGUCUCACAAAAGCCCUAG
Molecule: messenger RNA, 1566 nt
Organism: Haemonchus placei
Lineage: Eukaryota; Metazoa; Nematoda; Chromadorea; Rhabditida; Trichostrongylidae
Source: the annotation of a GenBank genome assembly